Molecule: messenger RNA, 1069 nt
Organism: Podarcis raffonei (Aeolian wall lizard)
Lineage: Eukaryota; Metazoa; Chordata; Lepidosauria; Squamata; Lacertidae
Gene: RAD51AP1
Product: RAD51 associated protein 1
Exons: 7
Coding region: 92-841 (249 amino acids)
Biological process (GO): interstrand cross-link repair; double-strand break repair via homologous recombination
Molecular function (GO): single-stranded DNA binding; double-stranded DNA binding
Source: RefSeq, a predicted model, not a curated record
UUCCGGCCUUCUGUCGCCGUCACUUCCGGCCUCUUCUCCGCGCGCGGAUUCCGAACGGGCGGCCGGCCGAGGGCCGAAGCGGAGCCCCGGGAUGGCGCGGCCGUCGCGGAGAAAUAAGAAAGCAGUUGAUUAUUCUCAGUUUGGCAGUGUGGAUGAAGAUGAUGAUGAUGAAGAUUUUGCAAAUAUAACUGCACCUUCAAGCAAAAAAUUAAAGAGGACAUGCUCUGAGUUGACAAAGAAAAAAAUUGAGCAAAAGCCCCCCAAACAGGAGAUUCAGAUCCAAAAGAGUUCACCUAACAAAAGACUUCCCUUGGAUCACAGACUUUACCAGAGAGAUUUGGAAGUUGCCUUAGCAUUAUCAAUGGAUGAACCACCAGGAAGGAAGCAUAAAGUACAAGAUUCACAGAAACAAGCUGAAGAAUCUGAGGGUGAUUCCAGCUUCGGUGAAGAUGAUGAUGUUGAAUUCGUUGUGAAGAAGAAAGCUACAGGAAACAGAAAAGAAGGAAGGAAGCGAAAUGCUGAAAGCAACAAGAAGGAAAAGAAGAAUUCCAAAUCAGAGAGGGAUUCGAUAGGAGGUGAUGGGACCAUGGGGCUACUUCCAGACAAAUCUGAACCAGCUUUGCAGAAUUUGUCAAGUUCUCUAGAACAGAUUGGACUGCCUUUGACAGCAUCUAGUCCUUCUUUGGCCAAGAAGCCUAACUGCACGUCACCAGCUACGUCUGGAAGCAGUGCCAUGCAGCUGGGAAGAAGCCACGGGAAAUCGCCCACACAAGGUCUCAGGCUUGGCCUCUCUAGGUUGGCAAGAGUGAAAUCACUGCACCCGAGUUUUGCCAGUACCUGAGUGCCUGCGCUGGCUUCAGAGGGUCACAAAUUGAAAUUAAAUCCUUUGGGUGUGGUGUAGAAUUUUUUUUAAUUGCGGAUUUUGUUUCAGGCAAUAUAUAUUUAUCAUUCUGAAUGAGAUAAAGUUGAUGCAUUUUUAAAAAGAUUUCAUUCUCAAAAAGUGUAAAGUGUGAGGUAUUGACAACACUUAAACUCCAAUGUUGUUGUCACACACACACACACACACACC